Molecule: messenger RNA, 831 nt
Organism: Grus americana (Whooping crane)
Lineage: Eukaryota; Metazoa; Chordata; Aves; Gruiformes; Gruidae
Gene: TMEM178A
Product: transmembrane protein 178A
Cellular component (GO): membrane
Source: RefSeq, a predicted model, not a curated record
AUGCUGGGCACCGGGCAGUGCCUGAGCCUGUGCGCGCGGAGGCUGCUGCGGGCGGCGCUCGGCACCGACCGCUGGUACGAGACGGACCCGCGGCGGCACCGGCAGCGCUUGCGAGGGCGCCCGGCGGCCGCCCCUACCGCUUCGCGGACCUGCUGCUACCCGAUCAUCGGCUCCCGCCUCGACAGCCUCGUCCGCAGGGCUGAGCGAGAGAAGCAGUAUCCUUUUGGAAGGAGCAAGGAGCGGGGGAAGAAGUCAGGCUCCCAUUUAACAGGUAAUAUUUUACGAGUGCUGCUGGUCAUCAGUGGUCCCUGGAGGAUCCAGGACACAGAUGCUGGCAUCGCUCAGAGAUGCAUUGCUAUCAAGUACCACUUUCCCCAGCUGGUACGCUUGCACAACAUCCCCUUCAACCUGAUGAAGACGAUCCACCCAGAUUGGCAUCUGCUCCAUAAGGACUUGAGAAGGAUCACGGGCGGAUUCCUGGGCAUGGCUGCAGGUGUUCUUCUCUGCGGGUGCAUCAUAACAGCAGUCAGCUUCUUUCAGGACGAGAGCCUCACCCAGUAUGUUGCAGGUCUGCUGCUCCUGAUGACAGGGAUAUUUUGCACUAUAUCUCUGUGCACUUAUGCAGCCAGCUUAUCAUAUGACCUAAACCACCUCCCCACAUUCAUCUAUACUCUUCCUGAUGCUGUAGAACAUGGAUACAACUGGUCUGUAUUUCGUGCUUGGUGCAGUCUGGGAUCUACAGUAGCAGCUGGGUGCCUUUGCACAGCUUACCCGUUUGUUAGCAGGGGCAACAUUAUGCAGCUGAAGUCCACCAGAGACUCCUCUAUGUGA